Elaeis guineensis (African oil palm) is the source of this 2294-nucleotide messenger RNA. RefSeq names its product double-stranded RNA-binding protein 2. The record is from RefSeq and is a predicted model, not a curated record. Lineage: Eukaryota; Viridiplantae; Streptophyta; Magnoliopsida; Arecales; Arecaceae. Gene Ontology annotation, molecular function: double-stranded RNA binding.
AACCUAAUUUCAAGGUCUGUACUAAUGAGCUUUGGGGAGAGAAAAUGGUAGAGAAGGCAAAGCCUACCUCCUUCUAUCAUUAGUGCCAGAGUUAGCAACUGGACGCCCCCGCAAGAGAGAGGCCCAACACUUGCCGCUGUUGCUUCCCAUCGAACUCGUUCUUGGCCCCCUCUCAAUUCUCUAAUCCUAAACGGCGAUCUUCUGGUAGCUCCCAAGAGGAAAUCCGCCGGCUGGUAUUGAGGCAUGUAUAAGAACCAGUUGCAGGAACUUGCUCAGAGAAGCUGUUUCAACUUACCAUCUUAUGUGUGUAUACGGGAGGGGCCGGAUCAUGCUCCAAGGUUCAAGGCGACAGUUAAUUUUAAUGGAGAGAUUUUUGAGAGCCCGAGCUUCUGUUCCACACUGAGGCAAGCAGAGCAUGCUGCAGCUGAGGUAGCUCUGAAUAUGCUUUCGAAGAGGGGCCCUUCUAGGUCGCUUGCUGCAAAAGUUCUGGAUGAGACUGGUAUUUACAAGAAUCUACUUCAAGAAACUGCUCAUAGAGCUGGGUUGAAAUUGCCUGUUUACACCACUAUUCGAUCUGGACCAGGUUAUACACCUGUCUUCACAUGCACAGUCGAGCUUGCAGGAAUGAGCUUCACUGGUGAUGCUGCCAAGACCAAGAAGCAGGCUCAAAAGAAUGCUGCCAUGGCUGCCUGGUCUGCAUUGAAGCAAUUGCCUCAUUUAGGCUCUUCAUCAUCAUCAUCACCAUUGGAACAUGAGGGCAAUGGCGAACGAGAACAAGUCACUAUUGCUCGUGCUCUCGCAAGUUUGGAUCGGUCAGAAGGAAACAAAUUUACUUCUCAAAAUGACUGUCAGUGUUAUCGGCAGAGGCCAGCUCCUAUUCGAAAAGAUAUGCAUCAAGCAGCCAAUGUAUCUUUCUAUCCCAUGCCUUUUCAGGGUUGGACAUACCCGAGUUUCUCACAAGGAGCAGCAAUGUACCAAAUGUGGCAGCAAGCACAAGCAUCUCAACAACAGACUCACUUGUUGACACUACCAGCUCCCCAGCAUCCCAUCAAUUCUAGAUUUUUCCCAAUUCUGCGGUCCGUAUACCAGCCAACUCAUCAACGAUUCUUCCCAUCAGUUGAGCUAGAAUCUGUUAGUUCUAUCCCUUGCUUCAUGGAUUCGGCUCCCGUCCUUCCGGUGUACUUCUCAGACUAUUCUGUAUCUCAUCCACGCAUAAGUCGAUCCCAGGCGACCAUACAAGAGAUACGCGAGGAACAAAACCGAGGGGAAGGGAAGGAAUGGCUCAAUCUCCCACUGGAAUCAGCAGUAUUCUCUUCAUUUGAUAUUUCAGAUUCCAAUCUUCCACUGGAUGAUGGUGGUCCUGUGCCAAAAGUUCAGGAGCCACCUGAAGAUAAAGAACAAAAUAGUUCACAUGGCAGCACAGAAGUAUCACCUGAGAGAGAAACCAAUAAUGCUCCUGGUUUCAAGCCAGUCAUGCAUACUUCUAAUGCAUCAGUGGAUCGUAUAAAGAUUCAGGAAUGUCAGCGGGUGGAGAGAAGCCAAAAGAAACCAUUUGAAUGGGUGCAUGGGGUGUCAAUUUGGCCAGGGCCAUCAACCCCAAACCAUCCUCCAAAUUUGCAACAGGAUAUAAAUUCCUUCAACCCUAUCCAGUCUGUCCGUGGAGUCCAUCAUCCAUCAUCAAGUUCUUCCAGUCUGCCCAGGGGAUUUAGUCGUCCUAUGGCAGCGACGACAACAACUGCAGUUCCAAUACAUUCAUCAGGUCCCAAAGCUGAAGCAUUUAGACCUCGAGUCCCAUCACUGGCUGCCCCGGUGACAAUCAGAACUGCUGUUCCUGUGUUUUCAGCAAGGCCUGGAGCAGUGAAUCCCACCACGAGGGCUCGUGCCAGUUUAAUGGCACCAGCUGUUUGUGUCAGGUCUGUCGUACCAGUUUGUUCGGCCCCACCAUCAAGGACACCUGACUCAAGCCAAAUAGGCAGCCAGGAGCCAGAAGGCAUCUCAGCAGUGAAUUCAGAAUUUGGUAAGCUACAAAUAUAAGCGACAAUUUUGGAUUGUUUAGCUUGACUUUGUAGGCAUACCCCAUUUUUGUUGGGUGUUUGUUUUGCCUCUGCAUGAACUUUUUAAUAGAUAGGUAGGUCUGUGGGAAUGUUAUGAAGUUGUGCUACCGAUCUGUGAGCUCAUUGCAUUCAAUUUCACUGGUAGAAUUAAGAAAAUAAAUGAAGCAAAUCCAUUUAGAAUGUAUCAAAAUUAUCUUUUGUGGUUAAGAAAGAGAUCAGCCCAAGGCUUUUUGUCACCAA